Messenger RNA from Candidozyma auris, 972 nucleotides. Its product is annotated as mitochondrial 37S ribosomal protein uS5m. The record is from RefSeq and is a predicted model, not a curated record. Bases 1 to 972 code for a protein of 323 amino acids. Gene Ontology annotation, molecular function: structural constituent of ribosome; RNA binding. The transcript has a single exon. Lineage: Eukaryota; Fungi; Ascomycota; Pichiomycetes; Serinales; Metschnikowiaceae. Gene Ontology annotation, cellular component: ribosome. Gene Ontology annotation, biological process: translation.
AUGUUCAAAGCAUCGGUGGGCCGACUUGGGCUACAAAGAGUGUCUCUUAGACUCUUCUCACAUGCUCCAGUUAUAAAAGCUGAGCAAAACCCUCAAAACUCCCUUGAGUACUUGUCGAAGUUCUAUUCUCCAGAGAUGCUACAGAGUCUCAAGAUCACCGAAUCUUUAGUGGACCCAGCCUCGUACCUUGAGUUGAAAAAAGGCGGCAAGGCUGAAAUUUCUAAAGUUGCCCCUGAUCCAGAGGAGACUUACCUCAAAACCGACCCAAAAUGGGACGAACCCAUCCUUUACCCAAACCAGGCUCCAGACAGAACUCCGUACGCUCCAAUUCCCAGAGAGGCAAGACCAGACACUUCAGACUUGAAGCUUCGUUUUCACGUUGAGCAGAAAAAGGCAAGAAAGUCGGCGAGAGAAACCUUUGAUGACCGUUACAACCGAGUAGCACUUUUAACUGGGUUUAACGUGGACUACAUCAAGAAGUUGCGUGUCACCAACGUACUCAUAAAAAGGGUGUCUUGCCAAACAAGCAAAGGUAAGAUCCCCAACUUCUAUGCCAUGACGAUUGUGGGCGACAGAAACGGCAUGGUGGGUAUGAGUGAAGGUAAAUCGAGGCAAGGUGUGAGGUACGCUUUGGAAAAGGGUUUCUUGAAGGCGGUGAAGAACCUCCAGCCAGUUGCUCGUUACGAAGACAGAACAAUCAUUGGCGAGAUCGACUACAAGUACCAUGCGGUGAAAUUGCUGUUGAAGUCUGCGCCCGCCGGGUUUGGACUCCGAAUCAAUCCUGUGCUUUUUGAAGUAUGUGAGGCUGCUGGUAUCAAGGACUUGAGAGGUAAAAUCACGAAAUCAAGAAACAGAAUGAACACAGUGAAGGGAUUCUUCGAGGCGUUGACAAAGGAAAGGCCCAUCGAGGAGUUGGCUGCGGGCAGAGGCAAGAAGAUUGUCGACUUGAGAAAGGUAUACUACUCUGCUUAG